GAGAUCCACCGCCGACCAUGAGCUGCGUGCGCUGCUGCCUGAUCGGCGCGGGUCGCUUAGCUUCCUCGAACCAUGUCAUCAGUCAUGUGCACAAGAUCGUCAGGGUCGUCGUGGCCAGCAGAGCUCUGACGAUCAGCGGCAGCUUGGGCAAGACCCCGACGGAGCCCACGCCACCCUCCAAAGACACCGUCUCGCCCAGCGGAUCCUCGAGCGGUGGUGGCACCGGUGGCGGGAAGAAAAACACACUCACCUGUCCCAAGUGCGGAGAUCCCUGCACGCACGUCGAGACGUUUGUCUCAUCCACGAGAUUCGUCAAGUGCGAGAAGUGCCAUCAUUUCUUCGUUGUGCUGUCGGAGAUCGACUCGAAGAGGAGUUUGAAGGAGGCGCUCAGGCCGGAGGAUGGCAAGCAAGGAUUCUACAGGAAGCCGCCUCCACCACCGAAGAAGAUAUUUGAGUAUCUGAACAAACACGUUGUGGGCCAGGAAUAUGCGAAGAAGGUGCUGAGUGUUGCCGUCUACAAUCACUACAAGCGAAUUUACAACAAUCUGCCAAUCCAAAACUCGCAGGCGCAAACUAAUGUCAAUCCGGUCAGCACGCAGGAGACAAAUCAUCCCUUCACUCAUAGAGGUCUUCAACACUUACUGCAUAUAUCAGGCAUCGGAAAUCCGUUUCCAGGAGUCGGGUUCCAGCAUACAGUCAAUCCGGGAAGCGAGCAGAAAGCGAGCAGCCAGUCGGCGCCUGGAUCGGCUAUACUGGACAGCAAGCAGCAUCAGUUGAAACUGGAAAAGAGCAACAUACUGCUGCUCGGGCCUACGGGCUCUGGCAAAACGUUGCUCGCGCAAACGAUAGCGCAGUGCCUGGACGUCCCGUUCGCCAUCUGUGAUUGCACCACUCUCACGCAGGCCGGCUACGUCGGCGAGGACAUCGAGAGUGUCAUAGCUAAGCUGCUGCAGGACGCCAACUACGUGGUGGAUCGCGCUCAGAUGGGCAUCGUCUUCUUGGACGAGGUCGACAAGAUAGGCGCUAUCCCCGGUAUCCAUCAGCUGCGCGACGUCGGCGGGGAGGGUGUGCAGCAGGGGAUGCUGAAGAUGUUGGAGGGAACGAUAGUGAACGUACCGGAGAGGAAUAGCUCGAGAAAGUUGCGGGGGGAGAUGCUUCAAGUGGACACUACGAAUAUCCUUUUCGUCGCGUCGGGUGCGUACAGCGGUCUGGACAGGUUGAUAGCGCGACGCAAGUCGGAAAAAUAUCUCGGAUUUGGUGCGACGCCCGCGAUCAAGAACCCGGGCAGGCGGGCGGCGACUUUGGCCGAUGUCGCCAACAUGUCACCUUCCACCGAGAGAGACAACAAGGAGAAGGACAUGCUGUUGCAACAGGUGGAAGCGAGAGAUCUCAUCGACUUCGGCAUGAUACCUGAAUUCGUUGGCAGAUUCCCCGUGCUCGUGCCUUUCCAUACCCUCGACAAGGAGAUGCUAACGAGAAUUCUCACCGAACCGAAAAAUGCCAUCGUACCUCAAUAUCAGAUGUUAUUCUCGAUGGACAAGGUGGAGCUGACGUUUGACGUACAUGCAUUGAAUGCAAUUGCCUCUUUGGCAAUGGCAAAGAAAACGGGAGCGCGGGGUUUGCGAGCUAUAAUGGAAUCGCUGCUUUUGGAGCCUAUGUUCGAAGUACCGGGGAGCGACAUAGUGUCCGUUCACAUUACCGAACAGUGCGUGAAGGGCGUCGAAAAGCCUCAAUAUGUAAAACGAGACGACAGCAAUUACGACGACGUUCAGCAGGCGCAGCAUGUACAUAAUUAACAAAUAAUUAAGGAAUGCGACACUUUGGUAUAACUGUUCCCUUAUCGGUAGAUAAACAAUUUUUUAGACGAAAA
This is a messenger RNA of Wasmannia auropunctata (little fire ant), 1870 nucleotides long. Its product is annotated as ATP-dependent Clp protease ATP-binding subunit clpX-like, mitochondrial. The record is from RefSeq and is a predicted model, not a curated record. Bases 18 to 1796 code for a protein of 592 amino acids. Gene Ontology annotation, biological process: proteolysis; protein catabolic process. The transcript is spliced from 6 exons. NCBI's taxonomy places the organism in Eukaryota, Metazoa, Arthropoda, Insecta, Hymenoptera, Formicidae. Gene Ontology annotation, molecular function: ATP hydrolysis activity; ATP binding; zinc ion binding. Gene Ontology annotation, cellular component: mitochondrial matrix.